ACGGUCGGGAGCUCCCGUCCGAGGCAUCAGAGAGGAGCGGGGAACGCAUCCUCCCGAGCCCCGCAGCGGGGAGAGUGCGGGGUCCUAACUCCGGACUGCCGGGAGCUCCGGGACAUCCGACGGGAGGGAGCUGCCAGCCAUCCCGGGAGCGGGGCGGGCUGAUCCGGGCUCGGGAGAUCCGUUCCUGCGAGUGCAGAGGAGAGUUGGGACACCAUUCGUGAGGGAGCUGCCACUGAAGUGCUGGGGCUUGGGAGUGAUGUGUCUCCGGGAACCGGAGCCAUCCGUCUGGAACAACCCGUGCAGGGAUCACGGGCAUCGGCCAGCGCUGACCAGGGAGCAGCCUGGAGCUCCCAGUGCUGGCCAGGGUGAAGCUGGAGCUCCCAGUGCUGGCCAGGGAGCAGCCUGGAGCUCCCAGUGCUGGCCAGGGUGAAGCUGGAGCUCCCAGUUCUGAUCAGGGAGCAGCCUGGAGCUCCCAGUGCCAGCCAGGGAGCAGCCUAGAACUGCCAGUGCUGGUCAGGGAAGAGCCUGGAGCUCCCAGUGCUGAUCAGGGAACAGCCUGGAGCCUGCUUAGGAGCGUGGCAGCACUGGGGGUCGUGGGGCCAGCACUGUGGUGUUUGGGCCGUAUAGCUUGCCUGUUUGCUAGGAGGCAGGGGCCAGGGACUCCCCUGAGCAGGAAAAAUGGAGCCUUGGUUGAGUGGUGGGAGGGGGAGAAAAGAUGGAACUGAGGGAGCCCUUUUGCUUCUGCACUGCAGACUCUGCCCAGCCAUACUCUAAACAUUGUGCUGCAGUGAGAGGGAUCUUUUUGGACACCUGGAUAUUUCCUUGGGGAGCUCUCAGGUGCAUUAUCAUGUGCUGCACCGUGCAGCAGGCAGGACUGAGCCUCACCACCCCACCCAGGUGCACCCCCCAAGACCUCCCUGACCUCCUUGCAUGAGGUGGAACACCCACGGGUGGGAGAUAGCUGGAGGCCAGGGUGGGGCUGUGGUGAUGGAGAAGAGGCAAGGGCUGCAGAUGCACCCUAGGGAGGAGAGAUCCCUGCCUUGGUCCCAGGAUGGGGAAUUAGGAAAUACAACACCUAGGAAAGACCUGGGCUCAGGUGCCUGGGUCAGGAUGUCUGAGUGGGUUUUGGUGGAAUGGGAAUUGAUGGGGAAUGACUGUUCCCUGCUUCUUUUAGAGCAAGAUACAGGGAGAACAAGAUAAAAUAGGUGGGUCUAAAACAAGAACAAGAUUUUUUUUGGUGGGAAAUGUAGCAGAGCUGUAGGACUUCUUGUUGCUGAGGUCAUGGGUCCUAAAUCUCCGUAUAGGAUCCAAGCACCUUUAGACAAAAUCAUGUUAGAAGAGCACAGGGAUAACUGCAAAGGCACAUCCUCUGCUUUGGAGAGAGACUAUGCUGCAAGGAGUGGCAUCAGGAGCAGGGAUGUGCAGGGGAUGUGCAGGGAAUGCUGCUCAGAGGAGGCAGUGGGGUGCCUAGGGAAGUGCAGGGCUGCUCUGCAGGGUGGCUGGGUCCCAGCAGUCAGAUCCUCGUUGCCCAAAGGUCCAGAUUCCCUCUCCUCUCAUGCCCUCUGGCCAGACCCGAAGGAGCACGUCCUUGUGUUUCACCAUGGGUGUGUCGAGUGUGCCAGGCUCCAGCAUGUGCACAGCCUGGCACAGGGGCACCACUGGCGCCCACCAAGGAAACUCCUUGGUGAAAGCUGCAGGUACAAUGGCCAUGGCUCAGGGAGGACGUUUUUUCUCCAGAAAUGAGGAACAUCAUUGAUGCCUGAUUCAAAGCCACAGUAGAUCAUGCUCUGUCCCUGUCUCUCCCUCCCCUACAUGUGUCUGUGUCUCUCUGUGGUAUAGUUCAGAUGAGUGUUGCCCCCUGACUUGAGGAGACAUCUGUGCAGGGCACAGUGUCCCUAGAGCAGGGGCUGUGAGACCAGCCCAGUUUCCAGCAGACAUGGCAGUGGGGAAUGAUUGUGUUGGGAUGGAUCUGGGUUCUGCCAAGAUAGGUCCUUCUUGGGGCUGCUGAUAAAAGAACCAGACCAUGUCCUCCCACAAAAGCAAACAUGCAGGUGUUCAUCCUCAGUGGUGCAUGAAUGUGGGUGGGAUGGAUGGGGAGACUGGAUCUCAGAGUGCCACUGCAACCUGUGUUGACCUUUGAGCACUCCUACUCCAUCUCAAGGUGCAGAGGCAUCUUCUCCUCAUAUCUGGGGGUGCAGGAUGGGAUGUUGCAAAGGAGACAACCUUGUUACCACCUUAUGUAUCUCUAAAGCAGGGAAGAUGCAAUGAGGUGCAGCCAGAACCUGGGUGUGGGAGAGGGCGCCGAACAGCGGGUCGGGGGGAUUGGGGCACAUCCUGUCCCUCACCCUGUGCCCUGGGAAGGAGCUUUAACCUCUUGGGGGCCUGGCCUUGCAGGCAGCGGGCAGAUCCAGCUGUGGCAGUUCCUGCUGGAGCUGCUUUCAGACCGGGCCAACCUGAACUGCAUCGCCUGGGAGGGCACCAAUGGGGAGUUCAAGCUGAUCGACCCCGACGAGGUGGCGCGGCGCUGGGGUGAGCGCAAGAGCAAGCCCAACAUGAAUUACGACAAGCUGAGCCGCGCACUGCGCUACUACUACGACAAGAACAUCAUGACCAAGGUGCACGGCAAGCGCUACGCCUACAAGUUCGACUUCCACGGGCUGGCCCAGGUGUGCCAGCCGGCCACCCCCGACCACACCCUGUACAAAUUCCAGGGCAACCUGGCACCGCUGCCCUUCUCGGGCAUCUCCAAACUCAACCUCAUGACCUCGGGAGUGACGCCGGCUGGCUUCUCCUACUGGGCUGGCUCCAGCCCGUCCCUGUACCCGGGGCAUGGGCUCCAGCCCUCAGCCUCGUUCAGCGCUGUGGCGGCCUCCCACCUCAACAACAUGAACAACCAUUACCAUUAGGGGCUCAGCUGUGCCACCUGGAUGCUCCAUGGCCCUGGCAGCAUGGGGCUGCGGAUUUGGGAAUCUCAGCAGGGAGGGGUGGGGGAUGGGAUUGUGCCCUGCUCUCACGUGUCCCCUUUUAUGUUUGAUGUGGUGUGGGGGAUGGGGGGUGCUCGCAGGAAAGUUGGGUUUGUUCUCUGAUGUGGGUGGCUGGAGGAGGGAAGCCAUCUAAAUUUAAGAUGAGGAAGUAUCCAUGAUCCUGGGAAUGGAUGUGGAUACCUAAAGCAGGGUGUGAAUGGAAGGAAAAACCAUGGACUCCUCUCCUGGCAGGGCCCCACCUUUCCUUUGUACCAUGCUGUCCAUGCCAUGAAUGCCCCUAGCUCUGCCUUCAGCCUCUGCCUGCCCUCCCCAUUCCCUGCAGAGAGGAGUCAGGAGCUGGGGCCCCAGGGCAGCUGUGUCCAUGAAUGAGGGUCCCACUGAGCAGGGACAAGGAAAGGGAACCUUCCUUGACCACUUGGUCCCCUCACCUUUGUCUCCAAAGGCUUUGUUUCCUCCAUCCCUCCGAUACCUGCUCCCUGAAGGUGACUUCCUUCAGACCUCAGGAGAGCAGAUGCUUUCUGUGGGUUCACUCAGACCCAGGGCAGGGCUCUGGGGUUGGAGUUGCCAGGGACAAGUGUGGGGCUCACCCUCAGGGCAAGACCAGAGCUUGGAGGCAGCAUAGCCUGGUCUCUGCAGCUCUGCCCUCUCCCCAGUGCCCAAGGAUUACACUACGGACAGUCCCUGACACCCUGCACAUGAGCCAGUGUCCUGCUUAUCACUUCCUAGAGUAAUGUUCCAGUUUUACUCCAGCUUUAGCCUCUCACAUGCAGGGCUUGGUGGGACACCCUCCAUAAGUGGGAACAUCCCCAGGGACAAGGCAGCGUGGGUGGUGGAGCAGAAGAAGGGAUGACAGCAGGCCUGGAAGCCCCAGGCACCAAGGGGCAGCCCUGGAUCUCUCCCCCAGGUUCAAGGAGCUGCCCCCAUCCUCUGGAGCAGGACUUUGGCCCAGUGGAUGCACAAGAGCUGGGCACGCUGAGCUCCACACUGGCUGGGGGGGGGGGGUUGGUGUUCAAUAAAACAGAGAGGUGCUGUCA
This is a messenger RNA of Zonotrichia albicollis (white-throated sparrow), 4018 nucleotides long. NCBI's taxonomy places the organism in Eukaryota, Metazoa, Chordata, Aves, Passeriformes, Passerellidae. The record is from RefSeq and is a predicted model, not a curated record.